AUGUACAAUGGUCGUAUAGAUCCUGUGGAGCACGUAAGUCACUUUAACUAUGAUGAGGACUACCACCAUGAGCGCAGAAACGGGAGCUCAUCUUCCAAGGGUUUAGGAAAUGAUGCAAUGAGCAAAGCACUCAGCCAAAUUUCCAGAUCACCUUUCACAUGCAAGAUUGAGGGAGGGAGACUUCCUUGGCGGUUCACUCAGCCCACGUUUACCAUGUACAAUGGUCGUAUAGAUCCUGUGGAGCACGACCUCAAGGUCGGCCUGCCUACUGAGCAUGAUUUGAGAAAAUCCUUAACCAAGGAGCUGGUAAGGAGUGUGCAUCGGUUUAUGGACCGCAUUGACGAAUACAAGAGGGUUGAGGAAGACCAACAACAAGGCAAAAGGAAGGGUAAGGUUAUCCCUCAAGAGAGGAGAGAUUUUAGGGUGGACAGAGACAAUAAUAAUAGACCCCGAAUGGAUUUUGCUGGAAAAUCUAGAUCUACAGCUCCUCAGGUGGUUAACACUGUGUUUUGA
Messenger RNA from Quercus lobata, 513 nucleotides. RefSeq lists its product as uncharacterized. The coding region runs from base 1 to 513 and encodes 170 amino acids. The record is from RefSeq and is a predicted model, not a curated record. NCBI's taxonomy places the organism in Eukaryota, Viridiplantae, Streptophyta, Magnoliopsida, Fagales, Fagaceae. The transcript has 2 exons.